Psammomys obesus (fat sand rat) is the source of this 259-nucleotide messenger RNA. RefSeq names its product zymogen granule protein 16 homolog B-like. The transcript has 3 exons. The annotation marks the transcript as partial. Lineage: Eukaryota; Metazoa; Chordata; Mammalia; Rodentia; Muridae. The record is from RefSeq and is a predicted model, not a curated record.
AUGUUUCCGCUGGAGGCCAUGCUGUCCUUGCUGGUCCUUGCCCUCCUGGGGACCCCCGCCUUUUCGGCAGGAACUUACUACGGUAAAAGAGUUGGCACACAUUUCUGCACUACAGCACCCGAAGGAAAAAACUUUACAGGAAUUCGGGCAUAUUUUAAAGGUCGUGCGAUUGCCGGUAUUCAGAUGAAAUUUGGAGAUGACUGGGGACAAAUAUAUGGCUACGAGACUAGAGAUAACCAGGAAUCCACACUGACUGAGG